This is a messenger RNA of Xiphophorus hellerii (green swordtail), 2158 nucleotides long. RefSeq lists its product as uncharacterized. Gene Ontology annotation, cellular component: membrane. The record is from RefSeq and is a predicted model, not a curated record. Bases 198 to 1076 code for a protein of 292 amino acids. The transcript is spliced from 11 exons. Lineage: Eukaryota; Metazoa; Chordata; Actinopteri; Cyprinodontiformes; Poeciliidae.
CUUUCACUUUCCGGAUUGCGUUUCGAAACUGCCAUUCACAGUUUUCAUAGCGCCUCUGCCUGAAACCGUGCUUUACGUUGUUUAAUUCAGGGUUUUAAAAUGCUUGUAAUCUUAGUUUAACGUUGCUGGACGUGUUACUUUCGGUCACAGACGGAAGCAACCCAUUAUCUCGUUCAUAACCCACUCAGACCAACGCCAUGAUCGCUUCGUCUCCAAUCAGAAAUCUUUCGGGCCUCUGGUGGCUCCUUGUUGUUCUGGCGGCGGCCUCUGUGUCCUCAGAUGAAACAAUCUAUGCAAAGGAGGGAGGCGAGGUAACGCUCAAACCAAAACAGGGGUCUGUGACUGAUGCAACCAAAAGCAUCACCUGGAAAGCUGGGAAAGAUCUGGUUGUCGAUUUGGAACCAGACGGUAUCGUAUACUACGGUAGAUUUCAAGGUCGGAGCAACUUGAACAACCGGACUGGAGAAUUGACUCUCAGAAGCCUGACUUAUGAUCUCACAGACGUGUUCACGAUAGAGAUAGACAACAAUGCAAUUGACCACAAGAUUAACCUCAGUGUACUUGCUGCAGUUCCUGUACCUACCAUUGCUCCAUCCUGCCCUGAAGGUGCACACACAUGUACCCUGACCUGUGAGGGAAACACGGCCAGAGCAGAACCAGUAGAAUACAGAUGGAUGACUGACGACACUGAAGUGCCGGGUUCCACAGACAAAACAUUCACUGUAAAGGACGACAGUUCAGGUGUCGGAGAGUUCAGCUGUAAAAUGAAGAAUAGAGUCAGUGAGAACAGAAGCAAACCCUUCGCCAACCCAUUCAAGGCUGCUCAAAGCGGUCCAAGGAUUUUCACAGGAGUCACAGUGUUGGUCAUAUUGCUGUUUCUUGUGAUACUGGUGGCCAUUGGCCACAGAAUGAAAACAGGAGAAUGGUUCUUCAAUAAAUCCUCCAUGCCUUGGGAAGGAGAUUUCUGGAGGAAUACCAGGGCGCAGCAACCUCAAGCAGCUGCUUCAGAAUCCAAUGGCAACACAACUCCACUAAAGGGCCAAUUAGAUGAGGAAACUGCACUGACGGAAAAGUAAAACGUCUUGAGACUUUCACCAUCGGCAAAAUCUUCUCGGAAACGAACAUUUUGAAGAAUGGAUUUUUCUAGAAGUGUUUUUUUUUUUCCUCCUCAGACUGUUUUUGACAUUUUCCGCUGGCAUUGAAAGCAACAACUGACUGGCGAGUACACACCAAGUUAUUCUGCUCCGCUGUUACACUGGAUGUUUUUUAAUAGGAAACUUUUUUUUUUCUGUUAUUGUUAUUGCAGCAUCUGAAACAUGAACUUCAGUGAUAUUUUCAAGGGAAAGUAAUCUGACUAGAGUGAGUUUAGAUAAGACAAAAGGAAAAGAGGUGGGCUGCUGACCCUUUGGAGGUUUGGUUCAGGAGUUUCCAAAGUGUCAAAUAACUCCUAAGACAAUUCCUGGAAAACAGGUACAGUGAGCUUUCCUGUCAAAGAAAGCUCACUAUAUAUAAAGUCAUUAAUUUAAAAGACUUUAUAUAAACAACACCCACUGGUACUUUGACCUAAUCAGACCUGCGUGUGCUCCUGGUUUGAUGUGAGACGGGAUUCGUGCACUUUUAUGUGUCAGAGCAACCGAGCCAAGAGAAGAGAAACAAAGGAAGGGCAUUGUGUGAGCUGAGCUGCCUGUUCAACCUACAGUCAAAGCUUUGUGCAGAACUGCUGACGGUUCGGCAUCAACCAACAUGUUUGGUUUGGGACUUAGCUUUUGAUGAUGAAAUUUGCUCCUCCUUAGAGAUUUAUGAUUUUAUUUAAUAAGGAAAAAAGCAAUCAAAGCCAACCUGGCUUUAUGUGAUGAGAGCAAUCCAAGCAUCAACAUCCUAUUUUUUUAAGGUCAAGUCAAAGUAUUGUGUUCCGUAAUCUUUGUGUGUUUUCCUAAAAGUCUAAGGAAUGAUUAGGAUGUUUUUGCCAAAUGUGAAACAGGCCUCUAGAGUCUUUUUAACGAAUCGUGAACUCUGACGUAGAGUUUCAAAUAUUUGCGGACCAAAAAGACGUCUGAAGCUGCGUCUCCAUUACGAAUGUGCGCAAAACUUUGUCGAUAUUCCACUAAGGUGGUGUUUUCUUUACAUAAGAAACCCAAUUAAAAUCACACGUGAAUAA